Molecule: messenger RNA, 1410 nt
Organism: Physeter macrocephalus (sperm whale)
Lineage: Eukaryota; Metazoa; Chordata; Mammalia; Artiodactyla; Physeteridae
Gene: HNRNPAB
Product: heterogeneous nuclear ribonucleoprotein A/B
Exons: 8
Coding region: 261-1268 (335 amino acids)
Biological process (GO): regulation of gene expression
Cellular component (GO): nucleoplasm; chromatin
Molecular function (GO): RNA binding
Source: RefSeq, a predicted model, not a curated record
GAGUCGGCAUUGUCAGGCGGCAGUACCGCGCGGGCCUGGGAGAGCUUCUGUGUUGGUGGCUUUCGUGCGGCGGCGGCGGCAGCGGCAGCGCAGGCCGAGGGAGGAGGGCGCGAGGUCGCGGCGGCUCCGUCGGUAGACGGGGGAGAGGCCCGGCAGCGCAAGCGUGAGCGCGGCCGAGCCCGCGGUGCCUUCCCGGCGGGUGGGGACGAGCGGGCCCCGCGGCGUCAUCGGCGGCGAGGAGCCGCGCGCCACGGCCUAGCAUGUCGGAAGCGGGUGAGGAGCAGCCCAUGGAGACGACGGGCGCCACCGAGAACGGACACGAGGCCGCCCCCGAAGGCGAGUCGCCGGCUGGGACUGGUGCUGGCACCGGGGUCGCGGCUGGCGCCGGAGGCGGGAGCGUGGCGCCCCAGGCCGGCAACCAGAACGGCGCCGAGGGUGACCAGAUAAACGCCAGCAAGAACGAGGAGGACGCGGGAAAAAUGUUCGUUGGUGGCCUGAGCUGGGAUACCAGCAAAAAGGACCUAAAGGAUUAUUUUACCAAAUUUGGAGAGGUCGUUGACUGUACAAUAAAAAUGGAUCCCAACACUGGCCGGUCAAGAGGGUUUGGGUUUAUCCUCUUCAAAGAUGCAGCCAGCGUGGAAAAGGUUCUAGACCAGAAGGAGCACAGGCUGGAUGGCCGUGUCAUUGACCCCAAAAAAGCCAUGGCAAUGAAGAAAGACCCAGUAAAGAAAAUUUUUGUGGGGGGUCUGAAUCCUGAAGCCACUGAGGAGAAGAUCAGGGAGUACUUCGGCGAGUUUGGGGAGAUUGAAGCCAUUGAGCUUCCAAUGGAUCCAAAGUCGAACAAAAGACGAGGCUUUGUUUUCAUCACCUUUAAAGAAGAGGAACCUGUGAAGAAAGUUCUGGAGAAAAAGUUCCACACUAUCAGUGGAAGUAAGUGUGAAAUCAAGGUGGCUCAGCCCAAAGAGGUUUAUCAACAGCAGCAGUAUGGCUCUGGGGGCCGUGGGAAUCGCAACCGAGGGAACCGAGGCAGCGGUGGUGGUGGCGGAAGUGGAGGAGGUCAGAGUCAGAGUUGGAAUCAGGGCUACGGCAGCUACUGGAACCAGGGCUACGGCUACCAGCAGGGCUACGGGCCCGGCUAUGGCGGCUACGACUACUCGCCUUAUGGUUAUUACGGCUACGGCCCCGGCUACGACUACAGUCAGGGUAGUACAAAUUACGGGAAGAGCCAGCGACGCGGUGGCCAUCAGAAUAACUACAAGCCAUACUGAGGCUUUGGCAGGAGUGUCUGACUGACUGCACACGCUUUGUUUGGAUAUCGAGUGAACACAAUUAUGUACCAAAUUUAACUUGGCAAACUUUCUAUGGGCUGUCCCAUGUGCGUCUUAUUUAAAAUUUCCCCCCUGGAAAUCA